AUGUCGAAAUUGUCGCCUGCUCUUAAGGCCCUUAUCAGCUCUCCAGCGGCACGGCCUUCCACCGUGCCCGCACCAGCGCACAUUACCUCAGUCUAUCAAGCUAUCCGACAGACUGCCAUCGCCAAGCGCCUUUCGGAGCACUCAUGGCUGGCAUUAUCGGCCGCUGCUACAAUGACCAUGAACUCCCCAGAAUCUCUCGCCGCCCUAUAUCGCCUUGCGGCGACGUCUUCUGGACCUGUGCAAACUGCCGAGUUGAUUCGCGAGGUCGGACUGAAGUGCAUCAGUUUCAACGGCAUACCACGCACAAUCAACUGCCUCAAUACAUUCAAGGCCGAGCUUCCGGAUUCUGUGAGCAGCAAGCUCUCAACCACCCCGACCCGCGCCCCAGUUCCAACCAACGUAACUAGUAUUACUUGUCGCGGAAUCUCAUUAUGGGACUCUAUUUACCACCCAUAUGAGCGAAAGCUGUACAAUAAACUGGCAGAUUCCCACCCAGAUCUCCCGGUUCACAUUUUGAACAGUCAUUAUGGUUCCUUGCUCUCUGAUCCUGUCCGGUCCACCGGUGCGCAGGUUGGUCGUAUUUUGACCUCGAUCGUUGCGGUUUCAUGCUUGCGUGCGCAAUCAGGAGUCGGACCUCAGGUAACCUCACAUGUGUUUGGCUUGCGCAAGGCUCUAGAAGAUGGGACUUGGAGCACUGAUAUUGAGACGGAGGAGGGAGCUCGAUGGUUAGCGAGUGAUGAGGGCAACACUUGGAUCUUGAAUAGUGUAGAUUCAAUUGUGGAGGCGAUUGGAAAUGGCCGUGGAUCAAACUUUGCACCUGGGAGACAAUGA
This is a messenger RNA of Penicillium waksmanii, 831 nucleotides long. RefSeq lists its product as uncharacterized. The transcript is spliced from 2 exons. Lineage: Eukaryota; Fungi; Ascomycota; Eurotiomycetes; Eurotiales; Aspergillaceae. Bases 1 to 831 code for a protein of 276 amino acids. The record is from RefSeq and is a predicted model, not a curated record.